Molecule: messenger RNA, 430 nt
Organism: Dermacentor silvarum
Lineage: Eukaryota; Metazoa; Arthropoda; Arachnida; Ixodida; Ixodidae
Exons: 5
Coding region: 62-430 (122 amino acids)
Source: RefSeq, a predicted model, not a curated record
UUGACCUGUUGCUGCUACAAUUGCCUAUGUUUCAGCGCUGUGCUUGUGUCUGCGCUUGACAAUGAACAUCUCCCGUUUCUCUGAGGUUGUUUACUGGAUGUUUGCGGUUCGUCUAUUGAAUCAAGGACGAAUGCGCCCCGAUGCUAUAGGCGUUGACGGAAAGUGUAUUCCACAAACGACAACUGAUGCAGGUCCGAUGUACGCAACAGUUGAAACAGCAGUCGUUGUAAGUUCCGCAUUAGCUUCUUCUUUUCAGGAAACGGCUGGUCACGAGCACCAACAACUACUUGACUACCUGCGCGUCUUAUUUGCGGCCGUUAACCUGAACCUUCGCAAGACUGAAACAGAUAUCCUUGACCUGGAGCUUGCAGUUACUGACAUUAUGGUGCUCAAGCCAAAGGAUAUUGAACAGCCAAAUGAGUGCAAAUGA